CGAAUAUGACGCCGCCGAACUGAAGGCGAUUUCAAUUAACGCCCCACCACGGCCACUUGCAACUGCGUCUUAUCCAAACCUUUUGUCUUUCUGAGGACUGUGGCGACAGUGGAUAAAGCUUGCACCGACGCAACCCUCCUCAGUCCCCGACUAGCCAAUCAGUCAUUCAGCCAGCUUGACACUUCCAGGCUUUCUACUGCGCCGGACGGGAAUUCUGCUGGACCACUGCACGACUUUAUGUCGCCGCCUCUAAACCGUGAACGAUUUAUUUCCGUACUACUAGGAGCGAACAACAGCACGACCGUGCACACCGACCGACAUCACCAUGGCUCCUAAGAAGAAGGGAGGCAAGAAGCAAGCCGACGACUGGGAGGCCGAUCUGGGGGAAUCCAUUGAUCCUGUCGCUCAGGCUGCCAACAAGGCAGAAGAACAAAAUGAUGCAGCGGCGGCUGAUGACGGCGAGGUGAACGGCGCCGGCGGCGGUGGUCUUUUGGCCGCCCUGCGGAAGAACAAAGACAAGCGUGCAAAGAAGGGCAAGGCUGUCGUGAACGACUUUGUCGAAGGUGAAGACCCCACCACUGAUGCCGCGGACGGUGUUUCUACGCCUACCCCGGAGCUCGAUGCCAAAGCGCCUGCCGAAGCUACCUUUGACGACGAGGAGGAUGAUGUCUUUGCCGGUAACAAUGCAAAGAAGGGCAAAGGAGGCAAAAAGCAGCAGCAGCAGCAGCAUGAGACUCCUGCGGAAGAUAGUGGCGAUGUGGGCGGCGGAGUGAAGUCCAAGAAGGAAAAGGAGCGAGAAAAGAAAGAGCGUGAAAAGCAAAGAAAAAAGGAACAAGCAGCGAAAAAGAAGACGACUGCCCCUGCAGCUCCCGCCGCUGCUACGAAAGCUGAAGAGCCGAAACCUGCACCGGUGGAGGAAAAGCCCGUGUCUUCUGCGCCUGCCCCUGAGAAAGAGAGCAAGGAGGACAAAGGUGGCAAGAAGAAGAAGAUUCCUGCCCAUCUGGCGGCCAUUCAGAGGCAGCAAGAGCUCCUAGCUAAACAACGAGAGGAGCAGGCCAGAUUAGAGGCCGAAGCUAGGGCGGCGGAGGAAGAGCGUCUCCGAAAAGAAGAAGAAGAGGAGAGAAAGCGGGCCGAAGCCCGACAGCGCAAGAAGGAAAAAGAGCGUGAAAAGAAAGAACAGCUCAAGAAGGAAGGCAAGCUUCUUUCCGAGGCUGAUAAGAAGCGCAGAGCACAGCAAGAACUCCGGUUGAAGCAGUUGUUGGAAUCUGGUGUCAAGGUCGCGGGCUUGUCCGGUGAGGCCGCCGCCGAGGAGAAGAAGGAGAAGAAGAAACCAACCAACGACAAGAAGCGCAAGGGACCUAAGAAAGAGGACGUUGAUCUGGAAGCCGCAGCACAGAAGGCCAAAGCGGAGGCAGUGGCGGCCGAGGCGGAACGCCAGCGCCUUGCCAAAGAGGCUGAGGAAGCGGCGGCGGCUGCAGCAGCUGCACAGGCGGCUGAGGCCAAGGCUGCCCAGGGCGACGAUUCUUCUGAAAUCGACGACUGGGAGAAGGCUGCUGAAGAAGAACUCAAGGACAGCUGGGAUGCUGAGUCAGACGGCGAAGACACUGCUAAGGCUGCCCAACCGGCCGUGAACGGAGAUAAAGAUAAACCUACUACGAACGGUGCAGAGGGCAAGACCUCGACUUUGCCUGUGCGAGAGAAAGACACCAAGCCAUCGUCGAAACAGAACCAAGACGAGUCCGAGUCUGAAUCGGAAGAAUCCUCUGACGAAGAAGAGCGGAGUGCUACUCAGAAAGCACUGGCCAAGAGGAAAGCUGAAGCGGCCGCCCGGAGGCAAAAGGCCCAUGAAGAAGCGCUCGCAGCGCGGUCCAAAGACAAUCUCCGGUCACCUAUUUGCUGUAUCCUGGGUCACGUCGAUACCGGUAAAACCAAGUUGCUGGACAAGAUCCGACAGACCAAUGUGCAGGAAGGCGAAGCUGGUGGUAUCACGCAACAGAUUGGUGCCACAUACUUCCCGGUCGAGGCUCUGCAACAGAAGACUGCCGUCGUCAACAAGGAUGGCAAGUUCGAGUUCAAGGUUCCCGGUCUGUUGGUCAUCGAUACACCUGGACACGAGUCUUUUUCCAAUCUUCGUUCUCGUGGUUCGUCUCUUUGCAACAUCGCCAUUCUCGUGGUCGACAUCAUGCACGGUCUCGAGCCCCAGACGCUUGAGUCGAUGCAGCUGCUUCGAGACCGCAAGACUCCGUUCAUCGUCGCCCUCAACAAAAUCGAUCGUCUCUACGGCUGGAAAAAGAUUGACAACAACGGGUUCCAGGAAAGCUUGGCGCUGCAGAACAAGGGGGUGGUGAACGAGUUCAACGACCGUGUCGAGAAGGUGAAGCUCGCGUUUGCCGAAAAGGGCUUCAACGCCGAACUGUACUACCAGAACAAGGACAUGAGACGUUAUGUCUCGCUCGUUCCAACGUCGGCUCACACUGGUGAAGGUAUCCCUGACAUGCUGAAGCUUCUGGUGACGCUGGCGCAGGAACGCAUGACGUCGAGUCUGAUGUACCUGUCUGAGGUGGAGUGUACCGUGCUCGAGGUCAAGGUCAUUGAAGGUCUGGGCACAACCAUCGAUGUGGUGCUUUCCAAUGGUGUCCUCCGCGAAGGCGACCGGAUUGUGUUGUGCGGUCUCAAUGGACCUAUCGCGACCAAUAUUCGAGCGCUUCUGACGCCGGCUCCUCUCAAGGAACUGCGGCUCAAGUCGCAGUACGUGCAUAACAAGGAAGUCAAGGCGGCUCUCGGUGUCAAGAUUGCCGCCAACGAUCUCGAAGGCGCCAUUGCCGGUUCCCGUCUGCUCGUUGUUGGGCCAGAAGAUGACGAGGAGGAUUUGUGCGAAGAGGUCAUGGCUGAUCUGCAACAGCUUCUCAGUAAGGUGUCGAAAGACAACCGCGGUGUCAGCGUGCAAGCCUCGACCCUGGGGUCUUUGGAGGCUCUGUUGGAGUUCUUGAAGCAGAUGAAGAUCCCUGUGGCCAACAUCUCGAUCGGUCCAGUCUACAAACGUGAUGUGAUGAUGGCAGGAACCAUGUUGGAAAAGGCCAAGCAAUACGCGGUCAUGCUGUGUUUCGACGUCAAAGUGGACAAGGAAGCACAGCAGUAUGCGGACGAGAACGGCAUCAAGAUCUUCACCGCCGACAUUAUCUACCACUUGUUCGACGACUUUACCAAACACAUGGCGAAGCUUCAGGAGCAAAAGAAGGAGGAGAGCAAGCUGAACGCCGUCUUCCCAUGUGUGCUGAAUCCACUGCAAGUGUUCAACAAGAAGGACCCGAUCGUCAUCGGAGUGGACGUUGUGGAAGGCAGUCUGCGCCCAUUGACACCGAUUGCGGCGGUCAAGACGAACCCUGUGACUGGAGUCAAGGAAAUCAUCAGCUUGGGCAGAGUGACUUCUAUCGAACGAGAACACAAGGCGAUUCCGAUCUGCAAGAAAGGUUCGCCGUCGGUGGCGGUCAAGAUCGAAGGACCGAAUCAACCGCUCUACGGACGACAACUCGAAGACAAGGACACGUUAUACUCGUUGAUUUCGCGUCAAUCCAUCGACACGCUGAAGGAGUUCUACCGUGACGAGGUGACCAAGGAGGAAUGGUCGUUGAUCCGGAAGCUCAAACCGCUGUUUGACAUCCCAUAGAUGAGUUGACGACACGAGACAUGAAGGGCGGCCAUAAAAGUACCGACAGCAUUGGAACAAAAGACAGGUGUUUAUUAUUAGUGUGAUCACGCAUGGCUGGAUGAAUGGUCUCUUUCGGGGGGCAUGGCUCCUGGCGCAGUAUGAAUUGUUUUUCUUCUCUCACUAUGAUUGUACUGUAGCACGAUCCGCCCCUCGCACAUGUAUACAAGUAGAGAGAAUCGGACGGUUAAAAUUGUACAAUAUGCCUAUCGCAAAACAUUGAAGCAGUUGUACCUUGUAUAGGACUUCUGCGGGGGAAUGAAUGAGGAGGCCCAGAGUUCAGGGUCCAGGCUCAAGCUGCCAGUGAGGCUCGUCUCAAUAUUCAGGGUCCGUGUCUCCUGAAG
Molecule: messenger RNA, 4050 nt
Organism: Exophiala dermatitidis NIH/UT8656
Lineage: Eukaryota; Fungi; Ascomycota; Eurotiomycetes; Chaetothyriales; Herpotrichiellaceae
Product: translation initiation factor IF-2 unclassified subunit
Exons: 3
Coding region: 326-3667 (1113 amino acids)
Molecular function (GO): GTP binding; GTPase activity; translation initiation factor activity
Source: RefSeq, a predicted model, not a curated record